Messenger RNA from Eupeodes corollae, 3500 nucleotides. RefSeq names its product M-phase inducer phosphatase-like. NCBI's taxonomy places the organism in Eukaryota, Metazoa, Arthropoda, Insecta, Diptera, Syrphidae. Bases 764 to 2923 code for a protein of 719 amino acids. The record is from RefSeq and is a predicted model, not a curated record. Gene Ontology annotation, biological process: G2/M transition of mitotic cell cycle; positive regulation of G2/M transition of mitotic cell cycle; protein dephosphorylation. Gene Ontology annotation, cellular component: nucleus; cytoplasm. Gene Ontology annotation, molecular function: protein tyrosine phosphatase activity. The transcript has 7 exons.
CAAAAAAAGCAUAGAGGCGGAUAAAAUAUUGCAGUUCUUUUUAAUUUUAUUUUGUAUUAAAUUUUCAGUUUUCCAGUUUUUAGUUUUAUUUUAAAUAAAAAAGACAUAAUUAACUAAAUACAAAUUAAAGUGCACCCAAUUUAAAUAUUUAGUUUGUAAUCUAAGUUUUAUAAAAGAUCUUUUAGUUCGUAUAAAAUAAUAUUAGCAACUUUAUGCCAAGUUUUUUGUUAUUGUCAAUUGAUGGAGGAUUCAAUUGUUGAAUCCACAACGGCAGUUUUUGUUCGAAUUCCUAGAUUUUUUGUUGUUCAAGGAACAAAGAAAGGACAAAGGAAGACCACAACAAGAACUUUAUUUUGAAAGCAAAAUACAAAACAAUGAUAACGUCAAUUUUCGUAUUUUAUAAAAGCGUUUCCAAGUUAAACAAACAAUUUAUUUUAUAAACAAUUUUUAACCGAUUACACCGAAACUUUUAAACAUCGUUGACUUAUUUUCCGUCCGUCGUGCGUCGUCGUGUAGUCGUUAGUUUAUUGUGCAUCUUAAAUAUAUAGCUGCACUUACAUUCGUGAAGACGAAUAACUUUUUAUCAGUUUUUUUUUUUAUUGUGCGUGUGUUUCUUUAUUUUAUUUUAAUUUAUUUUCAACUUCAAUGUCUUAAAUAUAUUUUUUCAUUCAAAAUUAAUUGUCCGCUGCCGCGUCCAUAUUCUUUAUUUUAUUUUUAUUUCAAUUUUGUUGCCAACAAAAAAAAUAAAUAAAAACUUUUAACAAUGAGUGGUGCCAUCGCUGUUACCAGUCCCCAUAUCAACGAUAAUAACAAUCAUUCAAAUAAUGUGCGAAAUCAUAAACGUAUGGCCGAGUAUUCAGCCGACUAUAUGCGGAUCUCAAACAACGAAGAUGAUAAUGAUGAAGUGGAAGAACAGACCAACUUGGAUGAUUGUGUUAAUAACCCUGUGAUGAAACGAUUUAAAAAUUCCUUAAAUCAAAAUAAUAAUUCCGAAACGCCGACACUUAUGCGAAAAAAUAGACUUAUUAAUUUGUCAAAAGAGAAUUAUGGUGGGGCUGUACUGUCACCGGUAACGGAAAUUUCUUUAAAUUUAUCAGAUACGUCUUUGGGAACACCGGUGCGUCCGAUGAUUAGAGAACGUCACAGCGGAAGGAGGAAAAUACACGAUGAGGAUACCGCAAAACCAUCGUCAUCCGAUGACGAUGAUGAUGAGAAAGAAAAACCAACGCACGAGGAUCAGGUUAACGAGUCUUCAAAGUGUGAUGAACCGAAAAAUGGAUAUGAACUCACCAAUUUAAAAUCAAUUGGUGUUGUUUCAAAUAAUUUCGAUUUGAAUGCAUUCCAACGUAGUAAUGGUGUUGGAGGACGUCGCUUCAUGAUGGACAACAAUAACACAAAUCCAAUGCAUAAUGCAGGCAUGAUGGACGACUUGACAUUUUACGAUGACGAUAGUCAACAUGCCUUCACAUCAUCCAGCCCAACAGCCAAUACCCUGCUCAUGGAUGAAGAUCGACUCCUUUCUCCGGAAGGUAGUCCGCAGCGUUUCCAAAUUGUACAAUCGACAAUAAUUGACAAACAUCCACAACAAUUGCUACAACAACAGAAUCGUCGUAAAAUUCUGGAACCAUCACCUCGCCUAAAUAAGCAACAGCCAUCAGCAUCAUCAUCAUCAUUAACACAAAUGGGACAAAUUAUGACACCAUCAGCUAAAUCCUUCAGAAUAUUCCACAGUCUGAGUUCGGGUUCAAUGGAAUCCACAAUGGACGAUGAGUAUAUGGAAUUAUUUGAAAUGGAAUCAUUGGAUGAUGAAUGCAAUGGCAAUGCCCCAAGUAAUCUUAAUUCAUUGAUAAGUGGACACAUUAAGACCACAAAAACCAGCCCUGAGCUAAUGAAGCGCCCACCAGUUCGACGAUGCUUGAGUUUGACCGAAAAUAAUAGCUCGGCGAAUAGGGCACGCACCUCAUUAUUCGAACCAAAGACCCCAGAGAUUCUGAGAACAGUACAAGAUAGGAUUUCAUUUUUGACAUCAAACAAUCAAUCACCUUCACUCAAUACCACACCGUAUUCAUCGCGUUUGGCUACGGAGCGUUGUUUUAAACGUCCCGAUCCACCAUCGACCACAGUUAGUCCAGUACAGACAAAGCGUUACAAGGGCGAUUAUUUAUCUGCUUCGGCUGAAAAGGAGAACGCCGGCCAUGGCCUAUUGCCAUCAGUUGUUGGAACACAAAUCGAAGCACCAGCUAGACCCGUUCUAAGGAAGUAUGUGUCGAUGAAUGAUGCCGAUAUUAUGAGCGCUUUGUCGAGAUCCUCAUCGGAUCCAGAUCUUAUUGGAGAUUUAAGUAAACCCUUUUGCCUGCCCCUCAUGGAUGGUCGUCAUAGAGAUUUGAAGUCGAUUUCAAGUCAUACGAUGGCUAAUUUAGUAAAUGGAGUCUACAAGGAUUCAGUGGCUUCGUAUAAGAUCAUCGAUUGCCGAUAUCCUUAUGAAUUCGAGGGUGGUCAUAUUCGGGGAGCAAAGAAUUUGUACACCCAGGAGCAGAUUAUGGAGGAGUUUAUAAAUUCAAAGACUGAUACAGCUGUGGAAGCUGAUGGACCAAAGAGACAUAUACUUGUAUUCCAUUGUGAAUUCUCGUCUGAACGGGGACCAAAAUUAUCCCGUUUCCUUCGUAAUAACGAUCGUGAACGUAACUCAUAUCCCGCCCUACACUAUCCAGAGAUCUAUCUCCUCCAUGGUGGUUAUAAAGAAUUUUACGAAAACCACUCAGAGCUUUGUGAUCCAAUUGCAUACCGGCCAAUGUUAGAACCCUCCUACGCCGAGGCAUACAGACAUUUCCGCGCAAAAUCAAAGAGCUGGAACGGUGAUGUUAAAGGUUUAGGUGGUACCACAAGUCGCUUAAAAAAAUCUAGGUCCCGUUUACUUCUGUAGGCUAUUAUAUCAUAAUUAUUAUUAGUAUGUAUUUCUAUUUAAUUUAUAAUAAUUAUUUAAACAAAACAAAAACAAACAAAAAACUACAUAAUUUUAUAUUUUCUUCUCUCUCUCUUCUUUCUGUGUAUAAUUAUUUCUUUAAAUUAAUUUAUAAACAAUUAUAUUUUCGAUAAGAAAUUAAAGUUUUAUUCAUGAAAAAUUAACAACAAAAAAAACAGAAUUAACACCAACAACUUAAAAAAAAUACGAAAUAAAACUUUUCAAAGCUUUUUCGGACUUCAUGAUAAAGAAAUUUUAAUAUAUUUAUAUUUUUUUAGUAAAAUUUUGUAAACAAAAAAAAAACAAACAAGCAACAAAAAAUGUGUGCAUUACUAAUUAUUUUAGGAUUAUUUAUAACAAAAAAUUAAAAAAAAAACAACAAAAUUGUCAAAAAAAAACAACGAAAAAAUUCUCAUUCAAAAUUCUUAAAAAUCGAUUUGAAAAACAAAACUUAAAAAAAACAUGUAAAAUAAAUUAAAUUUGCUUGGUUUCCAGUGGAUAUAUAGUACAAAAUCUUAGUAGAAAAAUAAACAAAAAC